GUACAGUACACGACUACCAUAUGUGUGCCAUGAUCUGAAAUUGCGAACACCGCUAAAAAUACCAAUAAGGGUCUGUUCAGGCAGACUAAGCUCAACUGAUCACUUCAACGGCCUAUUUACUUAAUAUAAAGCACUGACCUUCCUUCCAAAAUUGAGGGACAAUUCACAUCAUUUCAAUGACAACACGACUGCUGGUUAGUACAAACUUGGUCAGUGGGAGAACGAGGAUUGGCUUCGUCUCAUCUCGUAGCUAUAUACGGUAGUCACGGUAUAAGGUUCAUAUUUAUUUUUUACCAAGGGCUCGAACGGAAGGAAAGCAUUAUCCGCUUUCAAGCAACGGACUUCAAUGAGAUUAAUAAUUAUGCACGGUUUUUAUCAGAGUCUCCAUGGUGGCACUGUGUUGGCUGAUACAAAUAUUAUGAUUACACUCCUUAUUUGAUGUUUGAGACAUCAAUCUCGAGCACGGAGACCGUCCGCUCAAGGAGAAAGCGAGACAAUGGCGAAUCAAUCUUUUCUUCUGCGAAGAUCGAAUGCAGUCCCAUUAAUAUGUUUCUGUGUGGUGCUUCUUACGCUGCCUCCAAGCCUGCUGGCGGGCAACGUCUUAAUCACCACAAGCAUUGGCGAAGGAUCGCACUAUUUCGUCGGGAAGACGAUUGGAAAAUACCUAGUUAAACAUGGUCAUAAUGUGACGGUUCUCGUCAGCGAAGCGUAUGCUCACCGGGCAGAUAAUCCUGACGACUCGGAGUUAAAUUUCAUUGUGUUUCAUCAAUCGACUGAGCAGAUUAAGUCUGUCAAAGAAAGACAUUUGGCCUUCUCAAAGAAUGCCCUUGAACCAAGUACGGCGACAUACAUCAUCAACCUCAUGCAAACCCAUCGUCAAGGUGCGGCGGACGACUGCGAAGACCUCCUCGGAAACCCCGACGUCAUGCACCAACUCGAAGACGGCAAGUUCGACGUGGUCGUCUAUGACAUGAUCUGGUUGUGCAGUCUGAUGGUGGCCAUGAAACUGAACACAACCGCAGUGUUGUCUUCCCCAAUGGCUGUGCCGACGAUGCUGUCCAUGUACGCACGAAAUCCAGUCAAUUUGGCUUACACUCCAGACUGUAUGAAUGCCUAUACGAAUAAAAUGUCCUUUCUACAACGUGUAAACAACGUAGUAGCCAAUCAAAUAUUAUUCCAGGUAUUAGAGUACAUGCAUGGGCCGUUCAACACAGUCAGAGAACGACAUCAGAUCAGGCAAGAUCUGCAAGGAUCUAUUUCGGACCUCAUUGGGACCUACACCGAUCUAUUCCUGGUCAAUAUGGAUUUUGCGGUGGAGUACCCGCUGCCGCUCCUCCCGAAUAUCAUCACCAUCGGAGGAAUCACUGCAAGGCCGGCAGCACCAUUACCAGAUGACCUAGAGGCCCUUAUGCAGUCAUCUGGCGAUGGUGGCGUCAUCUUAUUCACACUCGGUACUUAUGUUACCCAAAUCAAACAAGAAUUCCUUGAACCAUUUGCCGAGGUCUUUGGUCGGUAUCCGCAGCACAAGGUUUUGUGGCAGUUCGUCGGUGAACCUAAGUUCAAGAUACCGUCAAAUGUAAAGAUGAUGCCAUGGCUGCCACAGAAUGAUAUUUUAGGUCACCCGAAGACACGUCUAUUCAUCUUCCAUGGCGGCAACAACGGGUUUUACGAGACCAUGUACCAUGGUGUCCCAGCUAUUCUAAUACCACUCACAGGGGAUGCCAUAGAUCAGGGGUCUCGACUGACGCAUCACGGUUUUGGGAAAGUCCUUGACAAGACCAAAGUAACUGUUGAUGUACUAGACGAUGCAAUAAAGACAAUCUUCAACAACAAUAGUUACUCGGAGGUGGCAAAGCUACUGUCCUCUCGUCUGCAAAGUAGGUCGAUGCAUCCUGGCGAUCGCGCUGCAUUCUGGGUAAAUCACGUGAUGAAGCAUGGAGGUGGCUACAUGAGAAGCCCACUGAUUGGGCUCAACUUUAUACAGCGUAAUAUGCUAGAUGUUUUGGCCUUUCUCCUAGCCUUGGUCUCAGUAAUAUUAGCGGUUUCUUUAUUUAGCAUUCGAUGCGCUCUUAGGUUCUGUAAACGGAAAUGUUUCUCUUCUUCUAAAGAAAAACAUGAUUGAACAGAAUAAAUCAAUUAACGAUUUUUUUUUUUAAUUCUCAUUCUUGACAUUGACAAUUUACAAAGACAUGUAUUUAUUGAUGAUUCUAUGAGAGUUAUAAUUAUGUGUGAUCAUGGUGAUUGAGCUUGGCAUAUCGUUAUAACAGGAGUGGAUCGGUAGAACCAUGGAGCUCCAUGGUAGAAUCACGGACGUGAGGGGAGAAUGAACACAAAUGGUGUGUGAAUCACAAUUGGCAUUUACAAGCACAUCUAAUAUUACUUGAUUUUUGGAAGGUAAAGGUUACUUUAAGAAUAAAAAGAAAAUAUCUUAUGCGAUAAAAUUCCUUUAUUUGGGACGAGACACGCUUUAAAAGGAAGUGCCUGGAGCUGGUUUUCAGGAUAUAGUUAUUUGGCUAAUGAUCAUGUACUGAAUAUAAGAAUCACGCAUAUUUAGCAAGAGCUUGCUUUCCGAAUUCGAUUUGCAACCACUAGCGUACCUACGGGGGGGGGGGGGGGGGGCAGAGGGGGCACUCUGCCCCCCCCCCUGACGAGCCACAACCCAUACAAAAGACAUAUACCUGCCCCCCUGACGAGCUUAAAAGACCUUUUUUACCCCCCCCCCCCUGACGAGCUUGAAGACCUUUAUUGCCCCCCCCCUCCCCCCUGAUGAGAUUGAAUUUUUUUUUUUUUUUUUUUUUUUUUGCUUGUCAAUUUUUGUCUGGUACGAAAACCUUCAUGUUUUCAUUGAAGACCUUUUUUUUUUUUUUUUUGCUUUUCAAAUUUUUUGGCGGUCGAUUUUGCCCCCCCUGUGGAAAAUCCUAGGUACACCACUGUUUGCAACCCUACAGAAAGAAAGACUUUAACAUGUUUCGAACGUCAUAUAAAUUAUAUCGAUUUGUAUAUUCCGUGGUGCCUGAAAUCAUUUUGAUAUUCGAAGAUUCAAGUUUAGGGUGAUUGCCGAUUAAUAUUUUCUAUAUAAAUUUAAUAUGGCAUAAUUUAUGAUCAAAAAUAGGAACUAAGGUCUUAUCGGAUUUUUUUCAGAAACCAAAAUGCUUGGAAAGGGUAACAAAUACACAAUACGGUGCUUUAUAUAGCGACGUGUAUAAACAUAGCUGCUAUUCGCUUCUUUAAAUCAUGGACCAUGUUUAAAUUACCCCCCCCCCCCCCCAAAAAAAAAAAAAAAAAAAAAAAAAAAAAAAAAAAAAAACACGAUGCUCCUUAUUCAUAAAUAAAAGAAGCAUAGCUCAGCUUUGAUAGUUAUAUGACAUGGCGAAAACAAUAUCGGAAGAUUGUUUUCGCCAUGUUUUAUAACUAAAAAAAACAAAUCAACCUUGUGUACUCUUCUUAAUGCAUGAUCAAAUGCCUUUUUGUAAAUAUGGAUCGCUUGAGAGUUUUUUUUUCUAUCUCUCUCGAAAAAAGAAAGUGAAAUCAACCCUCAUUCUAUUUUAAUUAAAUACCGACAACUUAAUUGCACGUUAACAUAUAUAAUCUCUGUAUGCUUUGCUAAGCACAUUGACAUUUUUUUGGAUCGUCGGGUCAUUUGUAACACUAAAUGUUCUGCUAAUGAUGUACCUUGAGGUAUAGAUUUAAAAAAUGUGUCAAGUAUACCAAUUCCGAAAGUAUAGAUUAAACUCGGGCAAGCCAACUAACCGUAGAGCCAUGAUAGAAUAAUUUGAUAAUAAAAUAAGAAUCAAGGUAUAUGGAUUAUGUUUUUUUUUUUUUUUUUGGGGGGGGGUAUAAACAUCAACAGAUAUUUUGAUAAUAAUAUCAUGAUGUUAUACGUAAAUCACUAGCUUAAGUGUGAUCAGGCCCUUCUUCAAGGCCUUAAUACUAUGCUUUUCUGAUAAUUAGAAAAUAUGCUGGCAUUCUUGGAUUUAAAGGCCCAAUAAAGAUCAAAUCAUUAGACAUAAUUGUAAUAAUCGCGAAAUUGGAUUUCACUAUAUUUAAAUGUCAAGUCCAUCCCAGAAAAAAAAAUUAUUUGAAUAAAUAGAAAAAAAAUAACUAGCAUAACGCUGGAAUUUCAUCAAAAUCGGAUGUAAAAAAAAAAAUUAUUAUAUUUUAAAGUUUCGCUUAUUUUUCACAAAACAGUGAUAUGCACAACUCAGCUGCUCAGUGGUAUGCGAAUGAGAGAGUCUGUGAUGUUCCUCACUAUUUGUUUUGUUUUAUAGUUUGAAUUAUAGAAUAUUCAAUUUUUUACAGAUUUGACUACAAGGAUCCACUUGACUUAACCAUAUAGCAAUGCUAAUUCCAUAAAUUCAUGAAGGAAUUAAUCAUUUUCCCCCUUGACAACCAGGAUGUGCAUAAAUGUUUUGUGAAAUUAAGCGAGACUUUCAAAUGUCAUAACUUUCUUACUUUACAUCCAAUUUGGAUUAAAUUUUUCAGUGUUAUGCUUCUUGGAUUUUUUCCUCAUUUCGGGUGUACUUGUCAUCUAAGCCCCCAUAAUUCACUUUUCAGUAUCACUGUUGUUUUUGGCCCUCCAAAACUGAGAUUUAUUUCAAAAUGGCGGUCAGGAGCCAUUCUGGAAUUUUUGAUACUUUUGUCUCCCGAAUUCAAAUGAACACACCCUUGCUUUGUAUCUCAUUCUCUCUUCAGAUUUCAACGCAAAUGAUCUACUCUACAUCCAAACUACAAAAACACUGAAUUGUUCCACAUUGUCCACCCAGUAUGUUAUAUUAAACUCCAUCUUUUAAAGACCCCGAAUCUUAUUUCAUUCUAUCAAUUCAUGAACUUCCAAGCAUAAUUAUCAUGUACAUAAUAACUAUACGCCCCGUUGCAAACAGCAUUUGCUUCUUUUUAUUCCACUGAGAAAGGAAAAUUGUAAUUAUUCAAUUGUAACUUAUUUGAAUACUAACCAUAGUGCAUAUUCGUA
Molecule: messenger RNA, 4969 nt
Organism: Lytechinus pictus (painted urchin)
Lineage: Eukaryota; Metazoa; Echinodermata; Echinoidea; Temnopleuroida; Toxopneustidae
Product: UDP-glucuronosyltransferase 1A1-like
Exons: 6
Coding region: 497-2122 (541 amino acids)
Molecular function (GO): UDP-glycosyltransferase activity
Source: RefSeq, a predicted model, not a curated record